AUGUCUCAUAGCGUCGGCAAAAGCCCAAUAAAGUUUGAAAAAAAUACAGUUAUAACCGUUUUUGGAGCUAGUGGUGAUUUAAGUAAAAAAAAGACUUUUCCUGCCCUAUUUGGAUUGUACAGAGAGGGCUACUUGGAUGAAUCUACAAAAAUAUUUGGUUAUGCUCGUUCUAAAUUGGAUGAUGAAAGCCUAAGAUCUAGAAUAAAGCCAUUUCUCAAAAAAAUUCAUGGGGAUAAGGAUAAUGAAAAAGUUGAAAAGUUUUUGUCCAAGAUCUCCUAUGUUUCUGGUCAAUAUGAUUCAGACGAGGGCUAUCAAUCUUUAAAGGGUGAAAUCGAAAAAUUUGAAAAAGGGGCCCAACAACCGCACCGUGUUUAUUACUUGGCAUUGCCACCAAGUGUUUUCAUUACUGUUGCUUCUAGAAUCAAAAAGAAUAUAUAUCCAGAGAAUGGUGUUUGUAGAAUUGUUGUUGAAAAACCAUUUGGCCAUGAUUUGGAAUCUGCUAGGGAAUUGCAAGAGGAAUUGGCUCCUUUGUUCCCAGAAGAUGAGAUUUUUAGAAUCGAUCAUUAUUUAGGUAAAGAAAUGGUUAAAAAUUUGUUAGUGUUCAGAUUUGGGAAUACUGUUUUUAACGCUGGGUGGAAUAGAGAAAAUAUCAAAUGCAUUCAAUUAACUUUUAAGGAACCAUUCGGUACUGAAGGUCGUGGUGGUUAUUUUGACAAAAUAGGCAUUAUUAGAGAUGUUAUGCAGAAUCAUUUGUUGCAAAUAUUGACGCUAUUGACAAUGGAAAGACCUGUUUCCUUUGAUCCAGAAAGCGUUCGUGAUGAAAAGGUAAAGGUUUUAAAGGCUUUUGCCCCUAUAAAUCAAAAAGAUAUAAUAAUAGGUCAAUAUGGUCGUUCUUUGGACGGCACCAAACCAAGUUAUUUAGAUGAUGAAACCGUUAGUGAAGGUUCCAAGUGUAUAACUUUUGCUGCUUUAACUUUUAAUAUCCAAAAUGAACGCUGGGAUGGUGUUCCUAUAAUUAUGAAGGCAGGUAAAGCUCUGAAUGAGGGUAAAGUGGAGAUUAGAAUACAGUUCAAAGCAGUUCCAUCCGGUGUUUUCAAUGAUAUUCCAAGCAAUGAAUUGGUUAUUAGAGUUCAACCCGACGAAGCCAUUUACUUGAAAUGUAACAUGAAAACACCAGGUUUUUCAAACUCCACCCAAAUUACUGAUUUGGAUUUGACCUAUGCCAGAAGAUAUCAAGACUUUUGGAUUCCAGAAGCUUAUGAAUCUUUAAUCAGAGACGUUCUAUUGGAUGAUCACUCAAACUUUGUUAGAGAUGACGAAUUGGAAGUUAGUUGGGCAUUGUUUACACCUUUAUUGAAUUAUUUGGAAAAUCCAAAUGGUCCUGCUCCUGAGAUAUAUCCAUACGGGACUAGAGGCCCUUCAGGCUUGUCAAAGUAUUUGUCUAAGCAUGGUUAUAUCUUUGAAAAAAGACAGGAUUACCAGUGGCCUGUCACUAGACCAUCAAAGAUUUGA
Molecule: messenger RNA, 1512 nt
Organism: Saccharomycodes ludwigii
Lineage: Eukaryota; Fungi; Ascomycota; Saccharomycetes; Saccharomycodales; Saccharomycodaceae
Gene: ZWF1
Product: glucose-6-phosphate dehydrogenase
Exons: 1
Coding region: 1-1512 (503 amino acids)
Biological process (GO): glucose metabolic process; pentose-phosphate shunt, oxidative branch
Cellular component (GO): cytosol
Molecular function (GO): NADP binding; glucose-6-phosphate dehydrogenase activity
Source: RefSeq, a predicted model, not a curated record